Molecule: messenger RNA, 2709 nt
Organism: Schizosaccharomyces osmophilus
Lineage: Eukaryota; Fungi; Ascomycota; Schizosaccharomycetes; Schizosaccharomycetales; Schizosaccharomycetaceae
Gene: pep3
Product: HOPS/CORVET complex subunit, ubiquitin-protein ligase E3 Pep3/Vps18
Exons: 3
Coding region: 1-2709 (902 amino acids)
Biological process (GO): vesicle-mediated transport; vacuole organization; intracellular protein transport
Cellular component (GO): HOPS complex; endosome
Molecular function (GO): protein-macromolecule adaptor activity
Source: RefSeq, a predicted model, not a curated record
AUGAGUAUAGCAGAAGACUGGGUCGAUCCUGCAUCUUCUGAGAAUACAGAGCUACAAAAAGAUUUUUAUUAUAGAAAAAACGAACUGAAUAAUGAACGAAGAAGCUUAUUUUCUAUUGAGAAAGUCCAGCUGCAAUUUCCUGUUUCAAUACGUUGUUUAGCUGUCGAGAAUAACAUCUUGGUCAUGGCACUCACAAGCGAUAAACUGAUGAUUGUUGAUCUAGAAAAACCGGAAGAGAUUGUGGACAUUGAACUUCCGAAGAAAGCUUUAGCACUCGGACUCACAUAUAGAAUUUUCUUAGAUCCUUCAGGACGUUAUAUAUUUGUCUCAACAACAGCCGGUGAUAAUUGCCUGUUUACUCCUUCUCGGCAAGGUCGAGUUUUGACAAAGCUGAAAGGUCACACGAUUGAAUCGGUGAUGUGGAAAUUUAGUGAAAAUAAUAAUUUGGAACUACUACUUGCUUCUAGGUCUGGAGCUAUACUCGAGCUUGUUUUGACGUUAGAUGCAACUAAUGUGAAACGACUUGAAAAGUCUAUAAAUACUGUCUAUUCUUUUCCAGAGUCAGAAGCUCCCUUGGAUAUGUUGUUGUCAAGCCAAGAAGACGCUGAAAAGGACUACCUUGUGGUUGCUACUAAUCAACGACUCUUAAAGUUUUCAAAGGGAAAUAAAUUUAAUUCGGAUCAGCACUAUUUUUCUCCUUUCCUUCAGGGAGAGAUUAAUGAACUAUAUCAUAUAUCCGAUGAUGAAUGUGUUCAAUGCGUGUCACAUUCUCCCUAUCCCCAGAUUUCUGCUGAACCCUACACGAUUGCAAUAAAAACGAAUAAGAGGAUUGUCUAUCAUGAUCUUAUAAAUGAAACAUCUAGCUUGAUUCAAGAAUAUCAAUUUAUUGAGUCACCGCGUCUCUCGGUGUCAACUGUAGAAAUGAACUUGCUGCUCACUCCCUUUCAUAUAGCAGUUUUCGAUUUGGAUACUCUAUAUUUUAUCAACAGAAUUAGCCAAAAGGAAGUUUACCAACAGAAAGUUACCCUUUCCCCUCAUGAAGAAAUAUUAGGGCUCUCUUGUGAUCAUGAAAAAAACACAUAUUGGCUAUACACAACGGAGAGUCUUCAUGAACUGGUGGUCAAUAAUGAAUUGGGUGAUGUCUCUCUGGUAUUCUUACAGAAAGAAGAGUACAUAAAGGCUUUGGCAUGUGCUAAUACUCCAAAAGUGCGAAACACUGUUUUGGAUGGCUAUGCUGAUUAUCUAAUGAAAAUAGGCGAUUACGAAAAGGCUGCUACCUUUUUUGCUGAAACUCUUAAAUCGGUGGAAGAGGUUGCUUUGAGCUUCAUAGAAAUUGGGCAGAAAGAUGUUCUGAGACAGUAUCUGUGGAAAAAGGUAAAGUCUUAUAAAGCUUCUAUGAAGUUCCAACGAGAGAUUUUAGUAAAUUGGCUUCUGGAAUCAUUGUUGGGAAGACUAAACGAUUUAGAUGAAGAAGAGAGACUUGAGUUAUUUCCAGAUGCCAUAAUUGAAAAACGUCAACGGGUUUUAUUUGAGUUUUCAAGACUUUUAGCACAAUAUAAAGAUGACAUCAAUAAGGAACUCGCAUAUAAUCUUGCAAAUAAUUAUGGAAAAGAAGAACAGUUGCUGCAGAUCGCAACAGUGAUGAAAGAUCAAUCCUAUAUUAUGCAUUACUGGGUACAGCGAGAAAACUACGAUAAAGCACUAAAAACGUUAAAUGAGGGUGUGGAUCAGGAGACCCUUAUACAGCAUGCAACUGCUUUAUUAACCCAUCGUCCAAUGGAAACUGUAAGUAUAUGGGAGCGUCAGACAGAUAUGGAUGUUCAUGCUUUAAUACCGUCUUUGCUGAGCUAUAACCAACGUGCCCGAGUUUCUGUUGAAGAAAAUGCGGCAAUUCGCUACCUGAAAUUUGUAACUGGGGUAUUAGGGUGCGCAGAACCUUCUAUACAUAAUACUCUAUUUUGUAUUUACGCAUGUCAUUCUAGCUCAAAUGAGUCUUAUCUAAUGAAUUAUAUUGAACAACAAGGCGAUCAUCCUUUAUAUGACAUGGAUCUUGGAAUUCGACUUUGUUUGCAAUUCAAUUGCCGUAGGAGUGCUGUGAAGAUUUUAGUAUUAUUGAAAUUGUACAGUCAGGGUGUUGAAUUGGCUCUGGAAGAAAAGGAUUAUGAACUAGCUGCUUCCGUUGCAAAUAUGCCCGAGGAUGAUUUGGCGUUGAAGAAAAGUCUUUGGCGAACCAUUACGAAAGCGAUGUUUUCAUCAACGGAAAAUAUAAAAGAAUCAAUUAAAUUUUUAGAGCAAUCGAAUGUUCUUCCACUUACAGAACUUAUUCGACUUUUACCAGAACAGAUCUCUCUUGACGAUUUGAGAGAUAAUAUUUGUGACGAACUGGAAAGUUGUCGAGAACAAAUCGGGCAAUUAGGGCUUGAAAUUGACCAAGCAACGGAGGUUGCUGAAGCUGUACGUACGAAUUCCGACGAUUUAAAAAACAGAUAUAUUGUUCUUGACCAUAGUGAGCCCUGCUGGCACUGUCAUCAUCUGUUAUUCUCUGAGCCUUUUGUUUUGUUCCCUUGUCAACAUGCUUUUCAUAGACAAUGCAUGUUUAAACAUCGACUUACUAGUGUUUCUGAGAAUGACAUUUUAAAGGAAUGUCAGCUUUGCGGUCCUUCAUAUACUGUCCGGCUACUAGAUGAACCCUUUCCUGACACAUUUUGA